Leguminivora glycinivorella is the source of this 2990-nucleotide messenger RNA. RefSeq names its product saccharopine dehydrogenase-like oxidoreductase. The record is from RefSeq and is a predicted model, not a curated record. NCBI's taxonomy places the organism in Eukaryota, Metazoa, Arthropoda, Insecta, Lepidoptera, Tortricidae. The transcript is spliced from 7 exons. Gene Ontology annotation, cellular component: plasma membrane; mitochondrion; lipid droplet. The coding region runs from base 544 to 1866 and encodes 440 amino acids. Gene Ontology annotation, biological process: glycolipid biosynthetic process.
GUGGAUCUAUCUUCGUGCCCAGAGGGGAGUCACGUGUCACGUGGUCAUUGCCCAGGCUCCAGGGGGCUCACUUGGUGUAUUUGUAAAGCCAACCUAGGCUCAUUACCCCUCCCUCCCUCUCUGGAUCUGCGAAUGGAAUAAAAUUACUGUUAUUUCAGAUAUAGGUCCUAACCAUAACACAAUUCAUAACUUCCGGAGAACUAUGGUUCUGUACAACCGCAUGAAAUAUUUUAUUUAGCUUUGCACUGGCUGGUUUUUGCCAAAACUAAUAGUUUAAAUGACGCAAUCAGAUAUCUAUCUAUGAACGGUGCGUUACGCAUUGAUAAAUAGCUUUCACGCUUCUAUGUGGUAACAACUACGUAUGAUGUGGAUGGCCCUGAGACCCUGACACGCGAUGGCCAUCUACUUUAAGCCUUAGACGCGACGCGAGGGAAGUAGGUAUAUUGUUUGUUUGAAAUAGUAAUAUAUUUGUUCUGCUAGCAGUCGGACGACAUUAAACGACUAAGCCGCUCUAUAAUAAGUAAACCGUCCUAAGUUGAAAUUAUGGAAGAAAGAGUUGACUUAGUUGUGUUGGGUGCCACAGGUUUUACAGGAAGAUACGUUGUUAAACAUUUAGCUUCAAUUAAUAACGAAAGUGAUUAUUCGGAUGUGACUUGGGGUGUAGCCGGACGUUCGAAAGAAAAGCUUAAUAAUUUGCUGGCGGAGCUGGUGGGUAAAGGUGUGAACGUGAAGAAUAUUCCAGUAAUAGAAUGCGACAUAAAAAACGCCGCCAUGGUGCAAGAAGUGUGUCGUCGAGCAAAAGUAGUAGUAAACUCAACUGGCCCUUAUACGACCCUAAGCGAGCUGGUGAUUAAGACCUGCAUACAAACUAGAACGCAUUACGUGGAUAUUUCUGCUGAGCUACACCAAAUGCUCAGUAUAUACAAACGUUACAAUAGAGCUGCAGAAGAAGCCAAUGUUCUAAUUAUUGGUGCUUGCGGGUAUGGCUCCAUCCCAGGGGUAAUGGGUUUCGUGCACCUGCUAAAUCAUUUUAAAGGCACAUUGCAAACAGUUGAAUGCUACACAGAAAUAGAAAUGCCAAAAAGGGUAUAUAAAUUGGGCAACAUCCUAUGUGGCGGGGACAACUGUCUCGUACAUUUCGGGACAUGGGAUUCCCUCGUGUACGAAUUGGGAAACUUUCCAGAGUACUUCCGGAUGAAGGAAGAAAUAUUUCCUAAUGAUGUCUACGGGCCAGAGCCAGAGGAAAUGAAAAAGUCAUUUUUUCACCGAAAGAACGCAAAAGUUUGGUUUCCUUACCCAGGCCCUGACAGUAACAUUGUGGACAUGACACAACGUUACGUAUAUGAAAAAGAAGGGAAAAAGCCAGUUCAUUAUAAGAUGUACACAACGAUGCCACAACUGAUACACUUGAUUUUAAUAAUACCGAUAUUCUAUUGUUAUUACUGGCUGUCUUAUUUUAAGUGCUUUAGAACAUUGUUACGGAAGCAUCCCAGAUUCUUUACGGCCGGGUUUAUGAGCCAUGAAGGACCAAGUGAAGAAAAUAUGCGAGAUACUAAAUAUAGCUUCAUACUAUCGGGGAACGGCAGUGUAAAUAACAAGAAUAAAACAAUGCAUUUAAAGGUUUCUGGGGCGCACCCUUAUGAAGCCACUGCUAUAGCUUUUAUGUUUUCGGCGAUUACAAUAUUAAAAGAGUAUUCGUCUAUGCCGAAGGGUGGUGUGCUUACAACUGGAGCAGCUUAUUACCAAACCAAAUUAAUUGACCGACUAAAUAGUCAUGGCAUCAAUUUCGAGUUUCUUUCCAAUAACGUAGAAGAAAUAUUAACUGAAGGGAAUACAACAAAGAGCAAAAUUGAAACUAUGACGUGAAGUUUAAGGCAGCUCUUAUGUGAAGCGCUCUAAAUUGUUUAAAUAAAUUGGGUCCAGACAAUAAAUGGUGAUUUGUGUAAGGCUAAAAUAAAAAUACAUCUCAGUCUUAAAAAUUUCAUUUAUUAAAUACUUUACAAAAUUACGAAAGCUGUCAACAAGCUGCCUAGUGCAACCAAAUGAUUUGGCAAGAAAGAGAGUAACAGCUGUAACAGACAUCGUGUCUUUGAGCUAGCAAAGAAAGAAACGUGUCUUAAUGUUAUGUCAAAUCAGUGAAUUCCUGAAGGCUUGCAGAAAUGAACUCAUUUCAGUUCUUGCGAGCACAACGACGCCAAUGACUUUACACGAGUACAAAUUCUUACAAAUAGUCUAUCUAAGCAUGAACUAAAACAUAAGUUACCUACAGUGUACAAAAAAAAUCACUCUUUGGAAUUAUCAGACUUAAAUCACAUUCAUUAUGUGUAGACAUGGACACGGACAUACAAAUAUACAUGUUUAACCAAGGACACCCUUCAACACUAGCGCCAAUCGUCAAUUUGUACGUAUUUUUUGGUAAUGAGAAAAAACUGAAUGAGUGUUUAAUUACUAAUUUGACUAGUAAUUUGCACGUUCAGUGUAGUUAAAUGAAAGUCUGGAAAACUAAACUGUACCAACCUACCAACUAUGACAACAGGUGACUAGCUACUACUUAUUGGUCAUAUAUCAACCAUAAAAAAAUACGAUAAAUACAUCUUAUAUGACAAAUUAUUCAACAUACUUUGGUUUCAUACAAGAUUAGAGGGCGUCCUCGGACCUUACAAUGUUGUACCUAUCUUAGAGCUAAUUACAUUACAUGUAGAUUCGUUAAGAUCUUUUGAUAAUUAUGCGAAAGUUAACACUUAAAACUUAAAAAUACUGGUGAAAAAGUACAAAUCACAUAAGAAUUGGUAAAUUAUGGAGAUCAAUAUUUUUUUUUCUUGAGUAUUUUAAUGAAAAUCAUGAUAUCAGUCUCAUUGGGGCUUUGACUUUUAUAUUGUAUUUUCAUACUAUAUGAGAUAAAAUGCUGUGUUAUUGGUCUAUAACGUAUGCCCGUUAUCAGUAUCGUAUUAAGUACUAAAACAACAUUCAACAAUACAUCAUGAACCUUC